Messenger RNA from Penicillium digitatum Pd1, 1191 nucleotides. RefSeq names its product GPI-anchored protein Ecm33 (gene ecm33). Lineage: Eukaryota; Fungi; Ascomycota; Eurotiomycetes; Eurotiales; Aspergillaceae. The record is from RefSeq and is a predicted model, not a curated record.
AUGUCUCUCAAGUACAUCCUCCCCGCGCUGGCCGCUAGCCAGGCUGUUUUCGCUGCCUCCUGCAACGAUACCGUGAUCCAUACCCAGAGCGAUGCUGAUGGAAUCAACACUUGCACCACCAUCAAGGGUGAUAUAACCAUUGACAAGUCCUACAGCGGUGAUCUCGCGAUCAACGGUGUCGAGAAGAUCACCGGUGGUCUGAUCUGCAAUGGUGGUCAGAACGUCACUUCCAUCACUGCUGGCUCUCUUGCCUCGAUCGGAAAGGCCUUCGAUUUGGAGGGCCUCACCACUCUCACCCUGCUUAGCUUCGCCGAGCUCGACUCCGUUGGUUCCAUCAACUGGGAGGCUCUCCCGCAGCUCCAGUCGCUCUCUUUCGCCAAGGGUGUCACCCAGGCUGGCGAUGUCAGCAUUGCCAACACUGGUCUGACUGACCUGAAUGGCAUCACCCUCAAGACUGUCGGUACCUUCAGCAUCCAGAACAACCGUGAACUGAAAACCAUCAACAUCAACAACCUUCAGAACGCCACCGAUCUGAUUAGCUUCUCGGGUAACUACGAUACCCUCGAAGUCAACCUUCCCAACCUGGGCACCGGUACCAACAUGACCUUCCAGAACAUCUCCUCAGUUUCCCUGCCCUCUCUUGAGAAGCUUACUGGUCAGCUCGGAUUCUGGGGUACCAAAUUCGAGACUUUCUCCGCUCCUAACCUGACCCAGACUGGUGAUCUGGUCUUCAAGGAUAACUCGAAGUUGUCCAACAUCAGCAUGCCCGUCCUGAAGACCGUUGACGGUGGAUUCAACAUUGCCCGUGAUGACAAGCUCUCUACCAUCAGCCUACCGGCCUUGCAGCGUGUUAACGGUGCUAUUGACUUUAGCGGUACCUUCAACAAGCUUGCUCUUGGUGCUCUCAAGGAUGUUGAGGGUAGCUUCAACAUGCAGAGCACCCGCGGUAACUUCAGCUGUGACGAUCUCCACAAGCUGAAGAACGACGAUGUUAUCAAGGGUAGCUUCAAGUGUGAUGCUACCAACAACAACCCCACCACGGCCAACGGCGCCUCCGGUACCUCCAGCUCUCCCAGCAGCUCUUCCAGCAGCUCUUCCAGCACUAGCUCCGGUGCUGCCUUCAUGAACGGUGCCAACGUCCCCGUUGUCGGCCUUGCCGCUAUCUUCGGUGUCCUCGCUCAGCUUCUGUAG